CCCACAGAAGAGGACACAGCAACAAUUCAUCACAAACACUUAUAAGAAACACGGUAAUAAAUACUCGAGUUCUAUUUCUUUUGUGAUACUAGUAUGAUUCCAACGGAAUUCUAUUGUCGAAAGAAAUCGAUACUAAAGGAUAUAGAAAGUCAUUCUUUGUGAUGGUGAUUCUUCAAAAAGGGAUGUGCAAAACGUGAUAGCGAGUACAAUUUGCGUAUUAUUACUGAAUCUAACAAGAUUGACAAGGGAAGAAAUGCGUUCCGACAUUAACAGUAAUCAUACUCUUAGUUAUUGCCGAACAGAAAGACUAUCACAAACAUAUACUUAUACAUGGGACAUUACUAACUUUUGGCGUGAAUACAUGAUGCUUCCUUUAGAAAGUCCACGGAUUGAAUCACAACUUUUUCACUUUCGAUUACAUACCGAUGACAACAAAGAGCAUUUAAAAUUUUAUAUAAUUUUCAAAGAAUGGUACAUAGGUUCCUGUCACAUUUUUAUAAAAAAUACUACUAUAAAUUUUUAUAAAGAAUUAAAAGUAAUAGCUAAUGAACACAAUAUUACGUAUAUAAAAAAUGAACUUUUAUGUAGUAUACCUAUCAUAUAUCUCUUAGAAAACGCAAAUUGUCUACCUAAUAAUACUCUUACCGUACGCUUUGAAUGUAAAUGGUACGAUGUUUUAAGUGAAACAGUUAUGUGUACAAAUUUACAGUUUAAUGAAGAAAUGCAAAUAAGUAGCAAUAAAAAUAACGACAUGAUUCCUGAUAAAGAGUCACUUGUUAUUUUCGUGAUAGGCGAUGAGCGGUUGUAUGCAAACAAAAAUUUAAUAUGUUCAAAAAGCUCAGUUUUCGAUAAGAUGUUUAAUUCCCAAAUGAAGGAAAGUGAAACAAAUGAAGUGGAAAUAACUGAUAUCAAAUAUAACAUUCUAAAAUUGUUUCUAUCUUACAUACAAUUCACUCUUUUACCUAAUCUUGUAAUAGAUGAUAUACAAACAUUAUCUGAACUUUUUGUAGUAGCUGAUAAAUAUGACGUACAAGAUCUUAAAUUGCUGUGUGAAUUGCAAUUAAUAAAGUUAAUUGAUGCAAAAGGCUAUAUAGAAUUUUUCGAUAUGGAUUUGAUAUGGUUACGUAAUACAACAUACUUGGAAAAAUAUAUCGGGAAACUUAUCCAAGUACAACCAGAAAGUAUACGUAACCCACAACUGGCAGAAUUAAUUGAAACAAAUUCUAAAUAUCUUAUUCGUAUAGCUAAAUAUACUAACACGAAUAUGGAAGUAUCCUGCUCUUUUAACACUCAUAAAAUGCUUCAUUAUUAGGAACUUUACAUUAAUUGAAGUAUUAACCUAUCUGUUAUAAGUCAGUACAUAUUUUUAUAAAAUUUUGUUUUUUGUUUUUACUUUAAUUAGACUACACUAAUCUGAUUCUUUAAAACAAUAUUGAUACUGAAAAAAUUAUACUUUUAACGUUUUUAGCAAUUUUAACAGAAGCAAUAUAUACACUAUGCUAAGUGUGUCAUAGAUAUCCCAUAAGCAAAAUGUUAAUAGUAUGUUGGCAAAUUAACAGCAGAUUAAAUCAGAAUGUCAGAUCUAUAGUCAUAUGUAUCCGUAUUAAGCAUCUGAAUCUGUAUCCGUAUUGACGAAGUCUGUCAAUAGAACACAAGCUUAAACUGACACAACUUAAUAACAGAUUAGCGGCAGAAACCAAGUAGGAUUAUAGUAUAUUCCGUUAUUUAUAUUUAAAUAUAUUUAAAUACGUUUAAUGGUUACAGAACAACAGAUCCAGCUCGAUUUCUAUUUUCAAUCUGUCAUUAUUCUCUACUAGUAAAUCCUAUUGUACUUCCGCUAACAAACUACCGAUAAAGUUUGCAGCAAACACUGUUUUUGUAUAUUUAACUAUCUAAGAUUACAGAUUUUUAUAUAUUCUGCUUUGUCUCUAAUAUCUCUUAUUAAUUAUAUGUAACUCCGGGAAAAAAAUAUUCAUACAUGGCCACAUAUUUAUUCAUAUAUGAACUAUAUAUUUAUCCAUAUAUGGCCAUACAUGAUCACAUAUAAUUAUAUAUAUCUACAUUAAAAAUAAUGCUGUUGUUAAAAUACAAUUGAAGUAAAUGCUUAUGUGGUAGCCCAUAAUGUCAACGUUUAAUUGACUUUUAUCAAAUAAUGUUUUAAAUGACAAAUCAAAUUAUGUUUUUUUUCAUUCAACAGUAUUUUAUGUAUGUAUAUAAUUUGAUAUUUUAUAUAAGGUCACAUAUAU
Molecule: messenger RNA, 2246 nt
Organism: Odontomachus brunneus
Lineage: Eukaryota; Metazoa; Arthropoda; Insecta; Hymenoptera; Formicidae
Product: speckle-type POZ protein-like A
Exons: 3
Coding region: 254-1312 (352 amino acids)
Biological process (GO): proteasome-mediated ubiquitin-dependent protein catabolic process; regulation of proteolysis
Cellular component (GO): cytoplasm
Molecular function (GO): ubiquitin protein ligase binding
Source: RefSeq, a predicted model, not a curated record